CAACUAUUCCCUGACAUUACAAGCAGUGAACUGAGUAGUUCUGUAUAAGCAGACUUCAGCAGCGUUGGACAAGUCAAGUCAAGUUUAUCUUUGCUAGUGACUAACACAACGUAGCCAAGAUGUUUCGUGUGUUCGGCUGUUGUAGAAAGAAUGUUGUACAUGUGGAAGCAGAUGAGUGUAGAAAUACACACAGCUCUCUGAGCAGGGUCAACAUCUCACUCACUUCUGCUACCACCGUCAACAGUGAUGGAAAAAUCUCCAUAUGGAAUCGACUCUUCGGUCGGCCCACAAACUACCAGAGGGACAAAAAAAGGGUCACCGGCUUGGUGGACAAAACCAGUGAGCCCAAGGAAAAGAAGAAGAAGCCUUUCCGGUGGUGGAGGAAAAGGAACAGGGUCACACCAGCUCCUGAGGAACCGCUCCCAAAGAAGCUGUGCCCACCCGCCCCUCACAAACACACAGUGGUGAAGGUUACAGGAGGAAAGGGACCUGAGUUCCAGAGAGUUCUUCUACCCGUGACUGAAAAGGAAGAAGGACCUACAUGCUCAGUCCCAGAGCCCCUCGCACAUCCGCAGCGCAAGUGCCUUGGGUUACCGAACCCCGCGCAGAUCUGCUACAUGAACUCCUGCCUGCAGAGCCUCCUGACACUAGAGGACUUCAUUAAAAGCAUCAGCUGUCAGGAGCCGGUUUGGAGUACAACCCCCAACGCUGCAGUCAUGAGUUCAUUGAUGGACAUCAGCAGGUCUCACUUCUCAUCUGACGUGUGGCACAAAAUACGCCUCCUCAUUCAAUUCAAGAGUGCAGUCGCUGCCUUGAAUCCAGAGUUCAAUGAUCUCGACCAGAAGGAUGUUCAUGAGUUCUUCACCUCUGUGCUGCACCAAAUGAGGUCUCUGGACGCACAGCUGAGGAUGACGGCUGCAAGCAUGGGCCGAACCUACAGCUGUCCGGUGGAAGAUCACAUGCUGUUCAAGAUGCGCAACAUCAGGACGUGCAAAAGAUGCGGUGAAGGAUCCACCAGAGAGGAGGAGUAUACCUGCCUCUCCCUGGACCUCAUACGUGGAAAAGGGACCAUUGAGCAAAUGCUUGAGAAUUACCUCAAGGAGACGGAGUUGGAGUACAAGUGUGAGUGCGGUGCGACCAAGUCACGCAACCGCAUGUCAUUUGUGAACCUGCCAAGAGUGCUGGUCUUGCACCUGAAACGUUUCAGGUUCACUCCAAUGUUCCAGCUGAAAAAGGUCCAUGACCCCGUGGACCUCAGCAGGGACCUGGUGGUCUCCUCCAGCGAGGGCGGUGCCUGCUACAGUUUGGUCAGCACCAUCAGUCAUCUCGGACACUCAGCAAAAAGUGGACACUACGUCUCUGACGGCAUGGAUCUGGAUGUGGAACAGGAGGACCUGAGCGACCGCUGGUUCACCUACAAUGACGCAGUGGUCACCAAAACAACUGGUCAUUCUGUGUGUGCCAAGCGUAGAAACUCCUCCUACAUGCUGUUUUACAAAAGACAUGAUUAAACUGAAGGAGGCUCCCUGCCGAGGUUAGCUGGGGACCAGUUGAAGAUCAUCCUCGUCCCCAUCUCUCCCACUAUGCCUUCUCACUCAUUUUGGUCUCCCUCCCUCCUUCCCUAUGGAGGGAGGGAGGGAGGGAGACCAAAUGAGGCCUUUGGAAACACAUCUGAGGAUGAAGGCAGAAAGCAAGGGCAGAACCUACAGCUUUCCUGUGGAACAAUCCAUGCUGUUUAAAGCAAAAACUCUCGCCAAAAUGUUUUGUGAAUGUAUCCGAGUCAAACCUUCGUGAAAACACAUAAUUGCGACGAAAGAGGCACUUUUAAGAUUUACUGUGUUUUCGUUUUCAGGUCGAACUCAUUUUCAAUGGGAGUUCUUGGGGCACUAGUAAGAUGGCAUCAAAAAACACUAAGAAGGCU
Acanthopagrus latus (yellowfin seabream) is the source of this 1921-nucleotide messenger RNA. Its product is annotated as ubiquitin carboxyl-terminal hydrolase 37-like. Lineage: Eukaryota; Metazoa; Chordata; Actinopteri; Spariformes; Sparidae. Gene Ontology annotation, cellular component: cytosol; nucleus. The transcript has 15 exons. Gene Ontology annotation, molecular function: cysteine-type deubiquitinase activity; cysteine-type endopeptidase activity. The record is from RefSeq and is a predicted model, not a curated record. Gene Ontology annotation, biological process: G1/S transition of mitotic cell cycle; protein deubiquitination. The coding region runs from base 120 to 1511 and encodes 463 amino acids.